Biomphalaria glabrata is the source of this 444-nucleotide messenger RNA. RefSeq lists its product as uncharacterized. The transcript has a single exon. The record is from RefSeq and is a predicted model, not a curated record. NCBI's taxonomy places the organism in Eukaryota, Metazoa, Mollusca, Gastropoda, Planorbidae. The coding region runs from base 1 to 444 and encodes 147 amino acids.
AUGAACCUUGGCUCACAGGACAAGCACCUUCAGAAAGAUAGCACCAUUGCUGUAAGCAAUGCUCUUGAUCAGAUCAGAAACUGUAGCAGUUAUCACUUCGACAAAGCCAUCGAACAACCAAAGCCACAGAUUACUAAGCUCUUGGCAGAAAUUGAAACAAUCUUAUCAAGAGAGCAGUAUGCAAAAGCAGAACAACUGAUUAGGGAGUUUGCAGACAUCUUUGCAUCCGAUGAGGCAGACUGCGGGCGAACAAAUAUGGUCCAACAUCGUAUAGAUACAGGAAACACUAGACCUAUUCGACAGCCCCCACGUCGCCUGCCGCUAGCAAAACAAGAAGCUAUAGACCUUAAAGAAAGAAUAAGACAGCAGGGAGUAAUUGAACCCUCAAAUAGUCCUUGGUGUUCUCCAGUCGUCUUGGUAAAGAAGAAAGACGAUUUUGUGUAG